Molecule: messenger RNA, 3178 nt
Organism: Cygnus atratus (black swan)
Lineage: Eukaryota; Metazoa; Chordata; Aves; Anseriformes; Anatidae
Gene: SH2D3C
Product: SH2 domain containing 3C
Exons: 12
Coding region: 36-2798 (920 amino acids)
Biological process (GO): small GTPase-mediated signal transduction; positive regulation of peptidyl-serine phosphorylation
Molecular function (GO): phosphotyrosine residue binding; guanyl-nucleotide exchange factor activity
Source: RefSeq, a predicted model, not a curated record
CCUCCCGGUCCCCGCAGCCUCCACCCGGCAUAGCCAUGGCCGAGGGCCAGAAACGAGGGGGCUUCAAGAAAUUCAAGUUUUUCAAGUUCAAAGGCUUCGGCAGCCUGAGCAGCAUCCCCCGCUCCUUCACCCUGCGGCGCGGGGCCGUGGCCCCCAGCUCUUCCGAGUCAGGGGAAGGGGGUCUGCCUCCCCACGGCUUCCUGGAGGAGCCCUUCAGCAGCACCCAGGAUGACCUCAACACCAUGCCCAAGAGCCCCGGCCCCUACGCCCGGUCGUCAGACAUGUACAGCCACAUGGGCACCAUGCCCAGGCAGAACCCGGGCAAGGUGGGGAAGAGCCCAGGCAAAGCCAGGAGUACCCAGAGCUGCCGGGAGAAAGGGAGCCCCAGGGACAAGAUGCCCAGCACAACCCCAAUGAGCGUCCCCGAGUCCCCCAAGACUCCUGGCACCCCAGACGCUGGCGCAGACCCGUUCUCAGCCUCUGGGAAAGCAGAGCAGGAGGAGGGAGAGGCUCUGCCCUCGGGCACCCCGACGGCACCGAUGGCCGGGGUGGACCAGGAGCCCGCAGGGAACAUCUCCUGCCCCAGGACGGAGGCACCGAGCCCCAGACCAGCCCCCAGCCCUGCACCAGGAACGGAGACCACCACCAGGGAUCUGCUGGGAAAGGGGCAAGAGCGCCCCAGCGAGAGCUCCCCAGACAGCCACCACAAUGGCCUGGAGUCCGGCAGUGAAUACGUGAAGUUCUCCAAGGAGAAAUACAUCCUCGACUCGUCACCGGAGAAGCUUCACAAGGAGCUGGAAGAGGAGCUGAAGUUGAGCAGCACCGACCUGCGCAGCCACGCCUGGUACCACGGCCGCAUCCCCCGGGAGGUCUCGGAGAGCCUCGUGCAGAGGAACGGCGACUUCCUCAUCCGCGACUCGCUCACCAGCCUGGGCGACUACGUGCUGACGUGCCGCUGGCGCAACGAGCCCCUGCACUUCAAGAUCAACAAGGCGACGGUGAAGUCCAGCGACGGCCACACCCGCGUCCAGUACCUCUUCGAGCAGGAGAGCUUCGACAACGUGCCCGCCCUCGUCCGCUUCUACGUGGGCAACCGCAAGGCCAUCUCCGAGCAGAGCGGUGCCAUCGUCUACUGCCCCAUCAACCGCACCUUCCCCCUGCGCUACCUGGAAGCCAGCUAUGGGCUCGCCAACGGGAAGCACGGGGCGCCCCACAGCCCAGCCGCCCAGAAAGGGGGGCACAUCAAGAGGAGGAGCAUCACCAUGACGGACGGCCUGACGGCCGACAAGAUCACCAGGGCCGAGGGGUGCCCCACCAGCGUGUCCCUGCCGCACCACAGGGACAUCAUCCGCAACUGCGCCGUCAGCGUGGACCAGAUCCAGGACCUGCACGCCCCGAUGUCCCCCAUCUCAGAGAACCCCACGUCGCCCGCCUACAGCACGGUUACACGGCUAAAGCCACACACCUGCCAAGCGGCCGGGAUCACCCCGGCCUCCCCGGUCAUCAGAAGGUCCAGCGAGCCCCAGCUGUGCCCGGGGAGCAACAGCAAACCUCUCCCGGACCCUGCCCACAGCACCCACUCCACUCCCUGCCACGGCUACGCUCGUGCCUCCCCCUCUCCCUCCGUGAACAGCUACAGCGACCCGGACGCGGGGCACUACUGCCAGCUGCACCCCACCUCGCCCGUCGGCAGGGAGCGGCCGGCUCAUGACACCAAGCCAGCAAAGAGCUACGUGGAGAGGCUAAAGGUGGAGGAAGGACAGAGAGGGACUGUGGAGAACGGCUCCGGGGAGGCAGAGGCAGGGCAGAGGCUGAAAGGAGAGCGGGACUUCGUGGGCUUUGUGCCCCCCACCAUGGAGAUGAGCUCCUCCUUCAACCCUGCCGCCUUCCAGUCCCUGCUCAUCCCCCUGGAGAACAAGCCCCUGGAGAUGGCCGUGCUCAAGAAGGUCAAGGAGCUGCUGGCGGAGGUGGACGCGAAGACGCUCGCCAAACACAUCACCAAAGUGGACUGCGUGGUCGCUCGGAUACUGGGCGUAACUGCAGAGACGCAGCGGCUCAUGGGGGUGAGCUCUGGCAUGGAGCUGCUCACCCUGCCCCACGGCCACCAGCUCCGGCUCGACCUGCUGGAACGGUUCCACACCAUGUCCAUCAUGAUCGCCGUGGACAUCCUGGGCUGCACGGGCAGCACGGAGGAGCGGGCGGCCCUGCUGCACAAAACCAUCCAGCUGGCGGCCGAGCUGAAGAGCACCAUGGGGAACAUGUUCAGCUUCGCGGCUGUGAUGAACGCCCUGGAAAUGACACAGAUCGCGCGGCUGGAGCAGACCUGGAUGGUGCUGCGGCAGCGGCACACGGAGGGCGCGAUCCUCUACGAAAAGAAGCUGAAGCCGUUCCUGAAGAGCCUGAACGAGGGGAAAGAAGGCCCGCCGCUGACCAACACCACCUUUCCCCACGUCAUGCCCCUGGUGACCCUCCUGGAGCGGGACGACGCUCUGGUGGACAACCCCGAGCCCUGGGAGACCACGGACAACGGCGUGGAGGUGGUCAUGGCCCACCUGGAGGCGGCGCGGAUGGUGGCCCACCACGGCGGGCUGUACCACACCAACGCCGAGGUGAAGCUGCAGGGUUUCCAGGGCCGAGCGGAGCUGCUGGAGGUCUUCAGCACCGAGUUCCAGCUGCGGCUGCUGUGGGGCAGCCGCGGGGCCGAGAGCAGCCAGGCCGAGCGCUACGAGAAGUUCGACAAAGUCCUCACCGCCCUGUCCCACAAGCUGGAGCCGGCGGUGCGCUUCAGCGAGCUGUAACCCGCGCUGUGCGCUGCGGAGCCCCUCCGCGGGGGGGGGGGGGGGGCGGAUUGGCAAUCUGGGGACAGAGAGGAGCCACCGCAGCCACAUCCCACCUGCCACCCACCUCUGGCCGGGGAUCCUGCAGCCAUUGCAGGGACGGGGCCAGCGCCCGGGCAGGCCAGCGCCCGUGACCGCGUGGUGCCCGUCACCUCGCCCUUCGGCUUCCUCUCCUUCCACCCCUCGAUCCCCCCGGUGCCCUGUGUAAAUACGUUUUCACGGCCGCGCCUCGCUGUACAGACGCGCGAGGGACGGCCGGUCCCUGCUGUACAUACUCGGUCCCGCCCUGUAAAUACGUGUACAUAGCUCGGGUCCUGCACACAAUAAACUUUUAUGCUCCC